AUCGCUCAGUUCAGCUGUAAAAAAAAAAUGAGUCUUCUUCCAGACCUGAAUGCCAAUGAGGAUGAAACAUCCUACUAUGCAGACAAGACCUGGGUCCAGUGCGAGUCUCCCAGAUGCCUGAAGUGGAGACUGGUACCAAAGGGUGAUGAAGCGGUGGCUGAGCUGGACCAUGACAAGUCCUGGCGCUGUCAUAUGAACCCAGACCCUCUAUUCAGCCACUGCAACAUCCCUCAGGGCCCUUUCCCCAACAACUCCCAGUUCAAGGAACAUGGCCUGAAGGUGGUGUACUUCCUGCUUCCUGUCGGGAGCCUGGUGCUGGUGAAAGGAUGCAACUGGCCAUGGUGGCCAGCCAUUCUAAGUCCAGACCCCAACGUGGAGGAGUAUGUGAGGCUGGACAGCGAGGGUUAUGUGGAGCACUACCAUGUUGAGUUCCUGGGGAAACCUCACACCAGAUACUGGGCUGCUGCCAAGCAUGUCGAACUCUACCACACCUCCUCCACUAAACCCAAAUACAGGAACAUGCGAGGUGCUAUGAGGAAGUCGUAUGAGGUGGCGAUGGAGGAGGUGGCUAAGGUCAGGGAGAUGGGAUGUGAGGAGAGACUGCAGAUCAGCCACUUCCAGCCUCAGGAAUUGUUGUUUCAGGCUCAGAGGUUAAUGCAUGCCAUUGAGAGGAUGCUCAGACAAUGCUCCAACCAGCAGGACAACCAGGGCAAGGUAGAGACAUUUAGGUUCUAGUAACUUCUGUAUUUGACUCAUCUCCUGGGUAUCCAGUAUCCACUGCUAUUAGGAUGUUUCUGCAGACACAUUACAUACAUCAAUGAUUGACUAUUUUCAAUGAGAUAAAUGACGCCGCCAUGUUGUAUUUUGCUACAUGUUACGUGUGUAUCGAUGUUGUGACAGCGGGACCAGAUGAUUAGGAUGUGGGAUGCCAGCAUCGAGGAGGAUGGAGACACUCUGAUCAUAGAAGGUUUCAGGUUUGACAGCGCUACCUGUCUGGAAGACCUGAUGACUGCAGGAAACAAGAAAUAAGAGAUUUUUUAAACAAGAUAUUUUAACAAGAUUUUUUAACAAGAUAUUUCCAGAGAGUUUUUCUGAAACACAUGUUAAUUCUUUCCCCUUAAAGUGCUUUAUAUUUAUGAUAUUUAUUUGAAAUGUUAUAUUUUUCUAAAAUAUGUGUUACUGUGGUCAUUGUUGAAGGAAAUAUACAUUGUGGUGACUGGCAGUAUAAAGAAGCCUUCAACCUCAGUACAGUCUUUUCUGUUGGGCCCGUUUGUUAAAUCUCUCACUGUGUUCAUUUAUUCUCAAGUUGUCAUUUUAUGUUAUUGCUCUAUUGUU
Molecule: messenger RNA, 1335 nt
Organism: Salvelinus namaycush (lake trout)
Lineage: Eukaryota; Metazoa; Chordata; Actinopteri; Salmoniformes; Salmonidae
Product: zinc finger CW-type PWWP domain protein 2-like
Exons: 4
Coding region: 28-735 (235 amino acids)
Cellular component (GO): nucleus
Molecular function (GO): zinc ion binding
Source: RefSeq, a predicted model, not a curated record